AUGCAUCGCACGCAUCCUAUUCCAGCUCGAGUGCUGCCAGUCAAUCCUCCGCUGGACAGCUCUGGCAAGACGAAACCUCGAGUUGUAGUUCUGGGGUCAGGCUGGGGAGCAAUGACGGUUCUCAAGUCCAUCGAUCACUCCAAAUACGAAGUGGUUUGCGUCUCUCCCAAUAGCUCUUUCAACAUGACGCCUUUGCUAGCUCAAGCAGCUGUAGGUUCCUUGGAUUUCAAAGCUACCAUGGAGUCUGUCAGGUCGUGCGGCUCCACGCAGCUGUACCACGCCUGGGCAGACGGCAUCGACACUACAGCCAAACAUCUGCUCCUGACUCCAGCUUAUCCCCCUGCUUUCAGAACCGCACCGCCCGCCACGCUCGGUCCGGACGACGCACCUAUGAGGAGCUUCCCGAAUGCUAGAGGUGGUCAUAGCACUAGCUUUGUCAGACCUCCUCAUAGGAGAGCUAUCGAGAGCUCGGAAGUGGAGGUGGAUGGGGAGAGCAGCAGAAGCAGACAUCAUGCGCAGAGCGAGGGCGAGACGUGGAGAAGCGCUGAAGAAGGCAGGCAGUAUCUCUUGCCGUACGACAAGUUGGUCAUCUCGUGAGUCAUCCGGCUGCGGACAGGAAAGAUGCUGGCUCCGAUCGAUGAGCGUCAGAGAGCUCUCGAUGACCUGUCCUGAUGAGCGCAACUACCUCGCCUCCUGCACGCCAUAGGGUUGGCGCUUAUAAUCGGACAUUCAAGACUCCAGGUGUUCGAGAAAAUGCCUGGUUUCUGAAGGAUGUGCAAAAUGCUCGGUCGAUUCGGUGGGUAGUGAUUCAUCCCAAAUGAGCUCGCCGAUGGUCGUGACCGCUUAGCCGAGUUCCGUCACCUGAUUUUGGAUGUAGAUGGCGGAUUCUGGAAGUGUUUGAGAUGGCUGAUCACCCAACGUGAGUGCAACUCGGUUCGAUGCAAGCCAGAGCGAGGACUAAUACUUCGGCAUCUCCUUGAUUCCGCACCGCAUCCUUUUCCCGCACCGCAUCUACCUAGCAUGAGCGAUGAGCAGCGCAGGCAGCUGCUUAGUUUCAUCGUCGUUGGCGGAGGGCCGACCGGCUCAGAGUUUGCAGCAGAGGUUCGUGGCUCCGGUUGACCAAUGAGCGCUUACGCUCUUGUGUCUGAAUGUCUUUCGUCCCUUUUCAAUUUGACUCCUUGGGUCCAUAGCUGCACGAUCUAGUCAAGUCCGACUUGACGCGCAUCUUCCCUAAGGUGGCACCGUUGGCACAAAUCACUCUGAUUGACGCUUCCAGCGGUAUCCUCUCCUCCUUCGAUGCUAGUCUCUCGACCUAUGCCAGGCAGAAAUUCAAGAGGGAUGGGAUCAAGAUUCUGCUCGAAAGACAGGUAAAAAGAGUGGACAGGGGCAGACUCGUCGUCGAGCCCGAUGGCGAGAGUAAGUCGACGCUGUUUCAGAAGCCUUCAAACGCAAUGUGUUGAGCUUUGCCCGUCCGCCUUGACUUACGCCACGCCUCGGACCGCUCGCAGUCCCUUUCGGUCUUCUUGUUUGGUCAACGGGUGUUUGCAGCACACCGCUCGUCAAGGUGAAUCGACACUGGAGAACAGACAAACCUACACUGCCUGCGUCCGCUAACACACUCUGCAUGUGAUCACCGUUUCUCAGUCCAUUACCUGCAUCAAGAAAGACGAGCGCAACUCGUUCUUGUACACCAACGAGCACUUGCGCGCGCUCGCUCCACAGGGUGAAGUCGAGGCCACCAGCAGUUCCGAAGCAACACCGAGCGCGCCCAGAGUCUUACCGGAUGUGUAUGCGAUUGGGGAUUGUGCGCAAAUAGAGGGGGUUCCUCUACCCGCUACUGCACAAGUAGCGGCUCAGAAGGGCAAGUACGUAGCUUCCGUACUGAACGGCAAAACCUCACCAGAGACCAAGUUCACCUUCAAGAAUAUGGGUCAGAUGGCCGCUCUGGGCGGUGGAAAAGCAAUCGUGGAUUCUCCGCAAGCUAAGAUCCAUGGACGAUGGGCUUGGAUUAUUUGGAGAAGCGCUUAUACCUUUAUGAGCUUGAGCAACAGGAACAGAAUCCUAGUACCUUUCUUUUGGGCCGUCAAUCGAAUCUUUGGGAGGGACCUCAACAGGUUCUAA
Messenger RNA from Ceraceosorus bombacis, 2121 nucleotides. Lineage: Eukaryota; Fungi; Basidiomycota; Exobasidiomycetes; Ceraceosorales; Ceraceosoraceae. The record is from the annotation of a GenBank genome assembly.